This is a messenger RNA of Clunio marinus, 219 nucleotides long. The record is from the annotation of a GenBank genome assembly. NCBI's taxonomy places the organism in Eukaryota, Metazoa, Arthropoda, Insecta, Diptera, Chironomidae.
AUGUCGAAUAUUUGUAUUGAUGAUUAUGAGUUGAUCAUUCACAACUUGCCAACAUCUGGAGGUAUGUUUAAAAACGACAAAUUGAUUUUCAUUUUCACGCUUUUCAAAUCGGAAUUAUCAUUUAUUGUUGAUAAAUUCAAUUAUCAUCAUGUUACUGCAUUAUGCAAGCUACAAGAAAGAUCAAGUGUUGAAUGUUGGAGAGGUUCAUACUCGAUGUGA